Mastomys coucha (southern multimammate mouse) is the source of this 533-nucleotide messenger RNA. Its product is annotated as olfactory receptor 4S2-like. Gene Ontology annotation, cellular component: membrane. The record is from RefSeq and is a predicted model, not a curated record. Gene Ontology annotation, molecular function: olfactory receptor activity. Bases 25 to 522 code for a protein of 165 amino acids. The transcript has a single exon. NCBI's taxonomy places the organism in Eukaryota, Metazoa, Chordata, Mammalia, Rodentia, Muridae. Gene Ontology annotation, biological process: G protein-coupled receptor signaling pathway.
AAGCGAUGUGAUGUGCUGAUUGUCAUGGCCUGGAUACUGGGGUUCUGGCACUCCAUUGCUUUGCUCCUCAUGGUACUCAGCCUGCCAUUCUGUGGUCCCAACCACAUCAACCACUACUUCUGUGAUGUCAAGCCUCUUUUGAAGCUGGUCUGUAAAGAUGUUCAUGUUGUUAGUAUCUUGGCAAUUGCCAACUCUGGCAUGGUGCUUGUUGCCAUUUUUACUGUACUACUUGCUUCUUACAUACUCAUUUUAUAUUCUCUGAGGACAAGAUCAUCUGCAGGGCUACUCAAAGCACUCUCAACCUGUAGUUCACACAUAAUGGUGGUAGUUUUAUUUUUCGGGCCCUGUAUUUAUACCUAUAUUUUACCUGCAGGAAGUGAGAACAAGGAUAAGGAAAUUUCUGUGUUUUACACUGUGAUUGCCCCCAUCCUAAAUCCCCUCAUCUACACAUUGAGAAACAGUGAGAUGAAAAGCACCAUGCACAAGGUGUGGUCUCGUCUGUCACAUUUGGAGUUGAGAUAAGUGAAAGAAUC